GGUGUCGGGAGAGGCUUCCCGUAAACCUUCUCUGGCUUCUUGAGGGACCAACGUUGCCGCGGUUUCGGCUUCCACGAUCUGCGUUCGGUCUAAACGGCCGCGGCGGCCCCCCAGUGCCGUUUCCCUUGUGCCUGACUCCAUCCCUAGUCGCUUCCAGGCGCCCGCCCGGGUUCUGGCAGCGGCCGCGGCCGACAUGUUGUGAGGCGGCGGCGUGGUGUCCGAAGGAUGGUUUGGCCGAGGCAGCGGCAACGGCUGCUGGCGGCGGCGGCCGCGGCGGCUCCGGCUCGUUAGAGCCCAGCCCGCUGUGUGUCCGCCCGGCACCGCAGCGAAGCCUGUGUCCCCGGACCUUCCUGUGCUCCGGCGCCGCUGGGGACCGGUUGGGCGACAGCGCCCUCCUCUCUGGGGAUACACGGAGGUGGUUCCUGGUGCUCAAAUCCCCAACCACCUCACGUUCCCGUCCCGACCGGGGCAGUGCUGUGCCCAGAACCCUCAGCUCCCCGAUUUUCCUCCCAACCUCGCCCUGAGUCUCACACGGGGUGUACCUCGUCCUCCGGUGCCAGCCCUCCCCCCUCAUUUUCUGCACCCUCUUCUCCCAGCGCCCCUGGAUCACUCCGAGGGCGGCCUUUUGAAAAACCUUUGUGGAGUAGUGGACCAGAACUGGGGACUUUUUUCAAGUCGAGGCGCGAGAGAUAGGAAGAGACGAUGGCUUCCUCCUCUGGCAACGAUGAUGAUCUGACUAUCCCCAGGGCUGCUAUCAAUAAGAUGAUCAAAGAGACGCUCCCCAAUGUCCGGGUGGCCAACGAUGCCCGGGAGCUGGUGGUGAACUGCUGCACUGAAUUCAUUCACCUUAUCUCUUCCGAAGCCAAUGAGAUUUGCAACAAAUCGGAAAAGAAGACCAUCUCUCCAGAGCAUGUCAUUCAAGCCCUAGAAAGUUUGGGCUUUGGCUCUUAUAUCAGUGAAGUAAAAGAAGUUUUACAAGAAUGCAAGACUGUAGCAUUAAAAAGAAGAAAGGCCAGUUCUCGUUUGGAAAACCUUGGCAUUCCUGAAGAAGAGUUAUUGAGACAGCAACAGGAAUUGUUUGCAAAAGCUAGACAGCAACAAGCAGAACUGGCCCAGCAGGAAUGGCUUCAAAUGCAGCAAGCUGCCCAACAAGCGCAGCUCGCUGCUGCCUCAGCCAGUGCAUCUAACCAGGCAGGAUCUUCUCAGGAUGAAGAAGAUGAUGAUGAUAUCUGAAAUUCACCAGCUGAGGUUCUGUUUCCUCUAUAAAGGUUUUCCCUGCACAAGAAAACAGUGAAAGAAAUGCUUAUCUGUAAUUUUGUAUUCAUCUUGAUGGACUUGCCACUGGUACCCUAGGGAUGUCUGCUAUUGAUUUUCAUCUAUUGUGUGCUAUUCAUGUGAAAACUGUCUCUUUGAACAAUUGAAAAUUUAAGGUUCAGUAUAAUAUCAAUUUUGAAUUUUUAAUGGUGUUUAUGAGAUUUUAGAUAGCAGUGAGUCCUUUAUUGAUCAAUAAACAGUGUUACAGAAAACUUCAACUUUAUAAAAAUACAGUGAAAUUUAUACAGAAACUCUAAAUAUGUAUUUUCAUUUCCUCUGCCCUUUUAACUAAACUAAAAAUUGGGAAUAUUAAAUUAUUGGGGGAGGGGGUGCUGUGUAAUACAGUAGGCAUUAGACCAAAUUGGUUAAAAAGAACGAGUUCAUUUCUGUAGUAUGUGUUUCUUUGUCUUUUAAAAUGAGUAUAUAUAUAUAUAUAUAUAUAUAUAUAUAUAUAUAUAUAGGCUACAUAUAUAUGUGUGUGUAUAUAUAUAUCUAUGUACAUAGAUAUAUACACGCACACACAUAUAUAUGCUCAGAUAAAUAUACUUAUUUGAAAGAAUUUCAAAACAAGACAUUCAAAAACUAGGAAGGGUAUGUUCCAUAGUAGUGUAUAAAUUUGGUGGGUCAUGUUUUUUAUUUUGUUUUUGUUUUAUGUAGAGGUAAAACCUAUGGUUUUAUUAUGGCAUAAUUCAUCUUAAGCUACACUAUUACAUUUCAAAGACUGCCCAAUUUUGAGGACUGUCAUGAUUCUUACUAUUUCACUCCGUUAAUUGUCAGUAGUGUUACUUGCUUAGUCCAUUCAUGUUUAUUGGAACUUGUGAAACAAUUGCUUAGGUUCUAUUGGUUUAACUGAGGUUAAUGAAUAUUCAAACCUUUGCUGGGGGAAAGGAAAGUUAAUGAGCAUGCUUGCUGUAAAAGAGGGGGUUUUGUAAUUUAACUUAUAGUUUACUUAUUGUUUGUUUUUCACAUUACUCUUAAAUUUUUUUUACUAGAUGGCCUACAAUGUCCAAUGCUUCCUUUUGAAAUAUCAUCUCCAUCUUAGAGUGAUAGCUUUAAAAAUUGAUUUGUUUUGUUUUAAAAAGCAUGUCAUAACUAAUCAGUCCUAUAAGAAACAUAAAAAUUGGUUUCAACCUGCUCAUUAAAAGGGAAGAAGCUUUAAUUUGGUUCUCAUAAAUAAAGUAUGGCAAUGAUUUAUAUAGGAAUCCAGUGUGUUGAAGAAAUGGCAUCUUGUUUGUAUUUUGGAAACAAUGGAAAAGGCCACUUAAGAUUGUAUGAGGUAAUCUAAUCUAAAUUCCUUUGUCAGUUGCCAAACUAUUUAAAUUUCUAUAUUCACCAAGCCCAAGGAUAAUUUGUGGCUGUCAAGGAUUUCAAUUUUAAUUGGAGAGCUAAAUAACGUUUACAAGUAUUAGAUUUCUUAAUGAUCAUAUUUUGCACUUUUAGGAAAAGUGAAAUAUUGUUAUACAUUUAUUAAAUACACUUCUCCAUGCCACAAAAAGGUUAAUUUUGUAGAAUGUUUUAAGUUGAAGUUGACAUUGUAUCUAUGACGUGCUUUGGACAACAUAGAAGGGAUUGUGUGUUUUUUUAAAGUUUAAGUACCAAAGGUAGUCUGGUCUAAGACACAGUAAGUUAAUAAGUGUUGGCUUUUCUAAUUUGUACUGUAACAUCCUUAUACUUGCUAUUUUAAGUGUAUCUGUUUCUUAAGUAAACAACUUAGAUAUUUUUCCACACCUUUUUUUUCUGAUGCAGAGUUCAGGUUAAUUAAUAUUUUACUGCAUCUGAUAAUGUAUUAUAUGUUUGAAGCCUAGUGAUUUUGCAUUUGGACAUUCUUGUGAUUUCAUAUGCUGUAUUCUUCAAGCAAUAAAAUUCUGAUGUGUUUUAUAAA
Eptesicus fuscus (big brown bat) is the source of this 3196-nucleotide messenger RNA. RefSeq names its product down-regulator of transcription 1 (gene DR1). Lineage: Eukaryota; Metazoa; Chordata; Mammalia; Chiroptera; Vespertilionidae. Gene Ontology annotation, biological process: chromatin remodeling; negative regulation of transcription by RNA polymerase II; RNA polymerase II preinitiation complex assembly. The transcript has 3 exons. The coding region runs from base 703 to 1233 and encodes 176 amino acids. Gene Ontology annotation, cellular component: negative cofactor 2 complex. The record is from RefSeq and is a predicted model, not a curated record. Gene Ontology annotation, molecular function: TBP-class protein binding; general transcription initiation factor activity; core promoter sequence-specific DNA binding.